Molecule: messenger RNA, 1248 nt
Organism: Aspergillus affinis
Lineage: Eukaryota; Fungi; Ascomycota; Eurotiomycetes; Eurotiales; Aspergillaceae
Product: aromatic ring-hydroxylating oxygenase subunit alpha
Exons: 2
Coding region: 1-1248 (415 amino acids)
Molecular function (GO): iron ion binding; 2 iron, 2 sulfur cluster binding
Source: RefSeq, a predicted model, not a curated record
AUGUCUUCUAUGCUGCACUAUCUUCGCUUCGGCUCCAACAAAGGAGAGGAAGCCGCUGCACCGGCAAAGGACGCCCCCGUCCGCGCUCUGCCCGCAUCAUGGUACACAUCGCCAGAGAUGUACGACCUCGAGCGUCGCGCCAUAUUCUCGAAGCGAUGGAUCUUCCUCACCAAUAGCUCGCGGAUCAAGGAGGCCGGCGACUGGCUGCGCUAUGAGAUGGCGGGUUUCGACUUCUUCGUGAUCCGUGACCGACAGGGCAACGUGAACGCGUUCCACAAUGUCUGCCGACACCGCGCAUACCCGGUGAUCGAAGAGGAAGGCCAAGGAAACAAGAAGAUCGUGGCCUGUCGGUACCACGGCUGGUCUUACGGUCUGAACGGAAAACUGGCCAAAGCUCCCGGCUACAAGGAUCUUGAAUUCGACAAGGACCAGAACAGCCUCUUCCCCAUCCACGUCAAGGUGGACGUGAACGGCUUCAUCUGGGUGAACUUGGACGCGAAGGAGACGCCCGAAGUCUCCUGGGAAGAACACUUCGACGGUGUCGAUAAGCAAGAUCGCUACAAGCACUACAACUUUGACGACUACGACCUCGACCACACCUAUAAGCUGGACGGUGACUACAACUGGAAGAUCUUGUCGGAUAACUUCAACGAAUGCUACCACUGUCCCACCACGCACGCGGACAUUCCCGAGUUCCUUAACCUCGAUUCCUUCGGCAGCGACACCAAGGACGGACAUAUCCAGCACCACUGCGAAUCUACGCCGCUCCAGAUCGAAAAGGGUCUUUACACCGCAAGCACAUACUACUUCCCUGCAUCUGCCAUGGUUGUGUCACCCCACUUCAUCAUGAUCCAGAAGUUCCUCCCCAAAGGCCCCAGGAGCUCUUCCAUGGACUACGAAAUCUACCGAAACCGCAACUCGUCCGACGCCGACUUCAAACUCAUCAGCGACAUGUACGCGCGCGUCAUGGGAGAAGACAAAGUGCUGUGCAACAAUGCGCAGAAGAACCUUGACCGCGGAGUGUUCACCAACGGCCAAUUGCACCCUACGUACGAGAAAGCGCCGCUUUUCUUCCAAAGCACAGUCCGCGACGUCAUCACGGAGCACUUCAACCGGGAAAAGGACGAGGGCCAGCAAGUUUGGCCUGCGAGGCCGCAAUUGCCCGCCGACGCCAAAAUCAGCGAGCAAGAUGAGGAGAUCUGUUCGGGAUUGGCCUGUGGAGCACAGAAGGAAGUCCUGGCUUGGUAA